GCUCUUCCUUUCCGGGCGUAUAAGUUAGGACGUCCUAAGGGCACGUGCACUCUCGGGCCGAGGCAAGAGGGAUAGCAAUACGUUUGUAAACAUGAGGUCGCUACUACAGAUAGCCUUCGCGAUCUUAUUUUUAUCAUUACUAUGUAAAGCGGCGUGGUUUGGUGAAGAUAACAACAACGACAAGAUAGAGCUGACCGCUGACGAGGCGAAAGACUUUAACAAGCCGUUAUCGCGGGCUCGGCGUGGCCUGCAUCACGAGUGUUAUAACGAGGGCUGCACGUGGGAGGAAGUCGAGGAGGUCCUGGGUAACGGGCAACAGGCCCGCGAAUACUGGUAUACCUACAGGUGCAACAAGUUCCGGCAAAACUGCAAAGUUAUGUGUGCUUACAGAAAAGACUGCAGCUUUGGAGACUGGGGUCACUGGGCACCAGCAAUAAAAACCAACCAGCCUGGCUGUUACAGCCAGAAGCGUUUUCAGCCAUACCGCCACAUGACUCAGGUUACCUAUCGCCGCGAGGGAUGUCAAGGGCUACAGACCUCAUGCCCCUCAAACCCAAUGGAGCAAAGACUCAUGUGCGUAUGCAAACAGGCCGACUGCAAAGCAGGUGAUUGGUCGGCUUGGAGUGGAAGCCCUCAACAAGGCGAAUGUGUCACGCAAUCUCGUGAAAAGCCUUUCAUGGCCACAUACUCGUAUCCCCAGGUGGUCGGCUCGUGUGUGGGAAUCGUUGAGAGAUGUAACGCACCGACUGUGGACCUUCGACGCAUGUGUAGUUGUAAGCGCGUCACCUGUACUCUUGACGACUGGAGCGGAUGGCAAGGCACACCCAACGACAACCAGUGCGCCACGCAGAGGAGGACUAGGACCUACUCAGCCAAGGUUUCCUACGAGGUCCGAUCAGACUGCAGCGGUAUACCAUCGUCGUGUCCGGCGGAGAAGGCCGAAACGAGGGAACUAUGCAGUUGCAGGUACGCGAAGUGCAGUCUGGGGGAAUGGUCCGGGUGGGAGCCCAAGAGCCUUGACCAGGGCUCGUGUGGACAAAGUCAAACCAGGAGAAAGAGAUACGCGCUCUCAUGGGCCUACCAGAACCACGUGGGCUUAUGCCUCACCCUGCCACAGAAAUGCCCUGAUGACGUCACGGAGUCAAGGCAACAGUGCAUGUGUGCGUACCGCGAUAGCUGCGAUAUGAACGACUGGACGUCCUGGAGUGAGGAUGUGACGAGCGAAGGGUGUAAGGUGCAGGUCCGCAUACGGACAUAUGUGAGCCCGCUCAAACACAUGCAAAAAGCUCAGUGCGAAGGACUCAACCAGUGCAUUAAUGAACCGCAAGAGACGAGGACUUACUGCAAAUGCAAGACUGUACAGUGCAAGUUGGGGGAGUGGUCCGAAUGGUCUGGGGCCGACAUCACGUCGGGUUCUUGCAAUGAGCAGACGCGCACAAAGGCUUACACUUCAACAGAGGCGUUCACUGAUAAACUGGAUACGUGUAACGACGUACCAACGGCUUGCCCUGCGGACAAGAAGGAGUCACGGCGGAUGUGCAAAUGCAACUUAGUCACGUGUCAAGUAGGCGAGUGGGGCACAUGGCAGGGAGAUAUCUCCGCUGACUCGUGUGGUACACAAACGCGCUCUAAGGCUGUCUCCAGCACGCAUGCGCACAAAUACCAGGAGAACACGUGUGAGGGCUUGGCCACCACGUGCCCAGACACGCCCACCGAGAGCCGAAAGAUGUGUAACUGCUCGUACCGCGAGGACUGUUCAUUGCUGGAGUGGCAGGGGUGGCAAGGGGAUAUUCCAGAGAGCGGAUGCGCCCGGCAGAUCAGGCACCGGGAGUACAACAACUCCAUCAUCUACGUGCAGAGGGAUACAUGUGACGGGCUGACAAGCUGUCCCGUCAUCAAGGACGAGACAAGGACCAAGUGUAACUGUAACAAGAUCAUCUGUGAGUGGAGCAACUGGUUCCGCGAGAGUUUUGACCAAGAGACGAAUUGUUGGACCGAGAUGCGAGUCAAGAACGCAUCAUCAGGCUUUGAGAAAGUCGUCCAAAUGGACAACUGUAACGCAAUACCGUCCAUGUGUGACAUGGGCCUAGUGGAGAGACAGAAGGACUGCCAGUCUGGCGGAGGCGGUCACACAAUCAUUACUAGCCCCACCCCACUCCCAACAGUGGCAACUGUCGCCCCUACCACAGCAUUCGUUCCCGCCACGUUUGUACAAGUCGGCUGCUUCAACGAUGAUCAAGGUAGCAGUAAACGGAAAGGAGUUCGACCGCUUCCGCAUCUCUUCAAGAAUCUCCGUGAUCAGAUUACCGACUGGUUCAACUUUGAUCACAUCCUCCAGGGGUGUGCAAAUGAGGCACGAAACCUCAGGUACGAGUAUUUCGGAGUACAGUUUUUUGCCGAGUGCUGGGGAGGAAAAGAUCCCGAGGGUAACGAGGCGUACGCGCGGGACGGCCUUGCCGCUGAAAGCAAGUGCUGGAAGGGUGUCGGUGGUCAGCGGACAAACAUGGUCUACCGUGUUCAAGAUAUGCCAGGUUGCUCUGACGAGUUGGACUUCACCUCGAGUGUUAGUAGCGGGGCAGUGACUAGGAACCAUGCGGUGUGGUGUGCAGACCAGGCGGACCAGAACCAGUGGAUCACCGUCGACCUUAAGAACCCAGUCAAGAUUUCAGGUGUUGGUACUCAGGGCGGGACCAAGGACAGUUGGGUGACACUUUACUCCGUGGAGUACAGCGAAGAGGGAGAGGCCUGGGUACCAUACAAGGAGGAAACAGAGACUGCCAAGACAUUUGCUGGCAACUCUGACCAGUUUACAUUGGAGUUAUACUGGCUGAAACAGCCACUGAAUACGCGAUUCCUGCGCUUCAAGCCCAUCUCAUGGUCCUCCAGCGACAUCUGCAUGAAGAUCCGAGUAUACGGAUGUACUUAGGUGAUUACUUGAAGACAACCUUGGCAUGACCAGUUCUUUUUAAACGUAAUUGCGUCGUCACAUAUCCUAUAAACGCUAAUAAAAGGGAAUAAGAAAUGUUAAGGUCAA
Molecule: messenger RNA, 3034 nt
Organism: Nematostella vectensis (starlet sea anemone)
Lineage: Eukaryota; Metazoa; Cnidaria; Anthozoa; Actiniaria; Edwardsiidae
Product: SCO-spondin
Exons: 19
Coding region: 92-2926 (944 amino acids)
Cellular component (GO): extracellular region
Molecular function (GO): calcium ion binding
Source: RefSeq, a predicted model, not a curated record